This is a messenger RNA of Macrobrachium nipponense, 2224 nucleotides long. Its product is annotated as pre-mRNA-processing factor 39-like. Gene Ontology annotation, molecular function: pre-mRNA 5'-splice site binding; protein binding. NCBI's taxonomy places the organism in Eukaryota, Metazoa, Arthropoda, Malacostraca, Decapoda, Palaemonidae. Bases 128 to 2224 code for a protein of 698 amino acids. The record is from RefSeq and is a predicted model, not a curated record. Gene Ontology annotation, biological process: RNA processing; mRNA 5'-splice site recognition. The transcript has 13 exons. Gene Ontology annotation, cellular component: commitment complex; U2-type prespliceosome; U1 snRNP.
AUACGAAACUAAGCCCAGUGAUCACUAACUUACAGUGCUGUGUUAUGUCGAAAUUUGAUCUGACAUCUUAGUCAUUAUGUUUCGGUUAGUUGACCAGUGAAGACGUAAAUGCUUUGUGUGUAGUGUAAUGUCGUUUUCUGAGAAUAUUCCAGGUAAACUUAGAUCAAGCGAUGAUUCCGAGGAAGAAAAUGAAGUCGAAGCAAUGCCUUCCUCGCCAGUGUUGAGUGAAAUGAUCAAGGAAGAAAUCCUUGAUGGAGAUUAUUCCAGGGAGCCUGCAGAGGAAGGAAUGGAAUUGAACUACCAGGAAGGAACAGACACACAGGGUAAUAAUGUGACCGAGAUGGAUUCUGCUUGGAAUAAGGCCAAAGAAGAAAAUGAUAGUGAUGGUGAAAACAAUCUAAAACGUCCUGCAAGCACUAGUCCUAGUGAAGAUGAACCCUCAUCAAAGAAACGGACAAAUGAGGUGGAUAAGCUUUGGAAAAAUGUGAAUGAUAAUCCCAAUGAUUUUCAGGCAUGGACAUUGUUAUUACAGCAUAUUGACCAAGUGAUUCCUGUAUUUCAGAGUGACCUAGAAUCAGGCAGGGAAGCCUAUGAUGGGUUUUUUGCUCGUUAUCCGUACUGCUAUGGUUACUGGAAAAAAUAUGCAGACCUUGAGAGAAGAAAAGGGACAAAGGACACAACUUUGAAGGUAUUUAAUCGGGGUCUGGAGGCCAUCCGGCUGAGUGUCGAUUUAUGGCUUCAUUAUAUGGAGUAUAUCACAGUUCAGUAUCCAGACGACGAGUUGUAUGUCCGUCAAGAAUUUGAGCGGGCUAUUGACACCUGUGGUCUGGAAUUCAAGUCUGAUAAACUUUGGGAGUCAUACAUAAACUGGGAGAGCACUGGGAAACGCUGGAAAAAUGUCACACAGUUGUAUGAAAGAAUCUUGGCCACACCAACUAGCAAAUACAUGCAUCAUUGGCAAAAGUUCCAGGACCAUGUCAAAAAGCAUUUACCAAGUGAAAUUGUUGGUGUAGAUGAGUUUCUCAGUGUGCGGCGAGCUGUGUUAUCAGAGCUCAACCGAUCUGAUAUUGAGACCCCAGAUGAGGCUCCCCCAGGUGUUGAGGCAGCUCCCGGCGACGAACAAGUUGGCACAAAUGAUGAAGAAACGAAGGCACUUCAAAGAAGUAUAAUCUCAGCACGUCAAAAAAUACAUGAAGCAAAUGCUGCAGAAGUGAAGGCACUUUGGAGCUAUGAAGAUGCCAUAAAGCGACCAUACUUCCACGUUAAACCCCUUGAAAAGAGUCAGCUCUCAGCGUGGAGAAAUUAUCUCGAAUAUGAAAUAAAACAAGCAAAAGAAGCUAGAAUUAGAGUGCUGUUUGAAAGAUGUUUGAUUGCCUGUGCCCUAUAUGAAGAAUUUUGGAUGAGGUAUGUCCGCUACUUGGAGGAAGUUGGAGCUGGUGAAGGUGAGAUCAGGGCUGUCUACCACAGAGCCUGUGACAUACACUUACGUGACAAAUUCAGACCACACCUGUCAUGGGCUGCUUUUGAGGAAGAAAAUGAUGGAGCAGACAGAGCCCUGCAGAUAUUAGCAGACGUUCAGGAAAGGGUGCCAGGUAGCCUAGAGGCAUGGAUGCAGGCAGCUGGUGUAGAACGUCGGAGAAACAACACAGAAGCAGCCAAAGAGAUGUUCAUGAAGUGUUUGGCUCAGUGCCAAGAAAGGGAUGAAAAAGAUGCCCACUCACAUGUUUCAUUGAAAUUGGCUCGGUUUUGUUCUUUGUUUGAAGGUGAUAAAGAAAAAGCAGUAGAGAUCUUGAAAGACGCUCACGAAUACAAUAAGAGCAAUAGCAGUGUCUUGUUGGCACUAGUUGAUCAUUCAUUAUCAUGCAAUCCUCCUCAAUUCAAAGAAGCUGAAGAAGCAUUGAAAGAAGGAAUUGAAUCUUGUCAGAGUCCUGGGACCAGGUUGAUGUUUGCGCACAGAUUAUUUCAUUUCAUGUCAGAAUGUGGCCAGGAAUCAAAUUGUGUUAGUGAAGGAUUGAGAAUCUUGAGAGAAGUACAACACGAAGUCAGACAAAUGGAUUCUGCAAUGGUAGAAGCAGACACAAGCAGUACAACCAGUAAACAGGGUGAAGCAUCAAGCAGUGGCAUCUCAGUUAUUGAACCCAGAAGAGACAAGCGCAACAGUCAAGAUAAGACUCCAGCAAGCACAGUCAAUGGCACUUCAACAACUUCAAGCCACAAAGUGUAA